Messenger RNA from Spirometra erinaceieuropaei, 1078 nucleotides. NCBI's taxonomy places the organism in Eukaryota, Metazoa, Platyhelminthes, Cestoda, Diphyllobothriidea, Diphyllobothriidae. The record is from the annotation of a GenBank genome assembly.
AUGUCUGCUCCCACCUCGCUGUGGAGCUUACAGUGGGCAUCGUCCGCAACGACAGUCGAAUUGUCGGCUGCGGUCGCAGUAUAAGAGGCCUAUACUCAUUACUUCUCUGGGUACCUUUACUGGGUCUCCUAUACGUCUGUUUUUCUUUCUUCUAGGAGAAACCCGUGCUCAGCCGAUACCUGAAACAUGCAGAGAUUCACAACAAGGUAUGUCUCAGCCCUGAAUUCCGUGCGGAUACGCUCCCGCCUGUUUACUUAUCGACUUAAAUCUCACCCAGCACUUCAACUUUAAUACCGAAAUGUAGAACCUGGAAAUAGAUCUCUGCUGGCGCGAGCAUCGGAAACACCGCAAACGACGACGAUCUCGAUCUACCUCGAGCAAGCCGUCUUCGGGUCGUCCAGCUGCCGCCGCCGCAGCCGCUGCCUCCACCGUUCGCAGUGACUCGGCCGAGCGUAACUGGCGCCGCGAACGGAAGCGGCAACUAGAGGAGAACUUCCGUGGGUUCUCCGCCUCCGCGGCUGGUGGUGUGAAUGCGCUAGACUUCUGGCGUGAGGUUGUUCGUCGCGGCGCUGCAGCCACCGAUCGCUGGGGACACGACGGAUUCGAGGAACUCAAUAGGCCUGGUCCUCCGGCACCAGCGUCGCGCGAGCGCAGGCGCAGAAGCACCUCCUCGUCCGGUGACAAAGUAAUUAUCUCCUCCAGCGUUCUUCCUCAACCUCCGCGACCUCCGCCACCACCAAUUGUCCUCAAAAUUUCUUCCCCCCAUGCCCCAUCCUCAUCCCCCUCACCCACAACCACGGAAGAUUCCUCCGACUCCGAGGAGUCUGUCUGCUGGGAGGAGGCGGCAAAGCCGACUCCGCAGAGGUCGCCUCCUCCCCCAAACCCUCCGCCGCAGCCGGAAAGUAGCAAGAGGGAGGUCAUGCAAGAGAAGCACAAACCGCGGCGGAGUAGGAAGCAUAGGAAAAAGAAGGUGAAAAGAAGGCAGCGCUCUAGACGAGCUUCCUCUUCAUCCUCCCGCUUGCGAUCCUCGGGGAGUUUUAAUAGUAGCGAUGAAAUUGAGUGGACUGAGAAGACCUGA